UCGGAAUCGGCAGUGGCCAAAUCUCCCGUCCGAUAGGAAAAAACCCACCCAAUAACCAAUCAUGGGAGUCACCGUUCUACAGCAAUACCCAGUGGAAAACAAAUCCGGAGCCCAAACCAUCGACUUUCUGUUGAAACGUGUGCUCAAUCUCGGAGCCGUACCCGCCGGCCACUUUCUGGUCGACUGCGAAACGUACAGCUCUAAUCCGCAACUGGGACCACCGAGAACGGUGCACAUCUUGCAUAACUCCGAACAGCCAGCCUCAGUGUUUUCGAUUCUCGACACCGGCAACAAACAGAUCUCGCUCGUAACGGAUGGACUAUUCGAUUUGCUGAUGACGCGAAUCGCACCGGCCUACUCGUCUAAAAAGCAAACAAAGAUCGAAUCGAAAGGGCAACGGUUCGAAUUUGGCGAUUUUCUCAUCAAGCUGGGUAGCGUUACGAUGAGCCAGAACUUUAAAGGUGUGCUGGUAGAGGUAGAAUACCGCCCCUGUCUGGUACCUGGAAGCUGCUGGGAGCUGAUGAGGGAGUUUCUGCAAGGAUUCCUCGGUUCGAACGUGUCCAACGCGAUGCCGGCAUAUUUUACCCAGCGUUCCAGCAUCAACCCGAACCACUCGAAGGCGAACGAAAUCUACCAACCCAUCGACACAAUCAACCAAUACCUGGAGCACUUUACAAACUAUCGGAAACAAACCAUGGCUCCGUUAGGGGCACGACCUUGACUUGGUCAUUUAAUAAAACACGUUUUGGUGGUUUAAGAU
Messenger RNA from Anopheles bellator, 760 nucleotides. RefSeq names its product mediator of RNA polymerase II transcription subunit 20 (gene MED20). Bases 62 to 721 code for a protein of 219 amino acids. Gene Ontology annotation, molecular function: transcription coactivator activity. Lineage: Eukaryota; Metazoa; Arthropoda; Insecta; Diptera; Culicidae. The record is from RefSeq and is a predicted model, not a curated record. Gene Ontology annotation, cellular component: mediator complex. Gene Ontology annotation, biological process: regulation of transcription by RNA polymerase II. The transcript has a single exon.